Messenger RNA from Egretta garzetta (little egret), 3641 nucleotides. RefSeq names its product aminopeptidase puromycin sensitive (gene NPEPPS). Gene Ontology annotation, molecular function: zinc ion binding; peptide binding; metalloaminopeptidase activity. Gene Ontology annotation, cellular component: cytoplasm. NCBI's taxonomy places the organism in Eukaryota, Metazoa, Chordata, Aves, Pelecaniformes, Ardeidae. The record is from RefSeq and is a predicted model, not a curated record. Gene Ontology annotation, biological process: peptide catabolic process; proteolysis. The transcript has 25 exons. Bases 914 to 3409 code for a protein of 831 amino acids.
CCUCGCUGGUAUCCCCGGCUUCCCCCAAAUCCGUAGUGAGCGCCCUGUUCCUGUUUUCAGCCUCCAGCGUGCUGCUUUUUAUCUAUAUCCAGCCGUUCGGAUGGCUCGGGAUUUUGCUGGAAAGACAAACUACCACAUAUGCAAUUAAAUGAGAACUCCCCCAGUGUAGUACGGUAAGCUGGUAGGCCUCGGUGUCGUGAAGAGCUUGAAGUCAGUGAAGCAAGAGGCUUGGCUGACGGUGGGAAGGGGUGUGCAAACUGAAAACGCCAGGUCUUCUGCCUUUUCUGAAAGGCAAAAGCUUCCCCACGUUCAUGCUUCAAAGCCAGAGUGUUUGAUGAAAGCCCUGAAGUCUCAUAGUCAUUCUCAGGCUGCUGUGCCAAGAUUUCCUAAAUUUGCUUUCAUGUCUUUCCUUGUGCAAUGAUUUGAAAGCGAUACAGAACUGUAAGGGCUUACCGGACUCUUUCUUAAAACUGUAUCGAGAGCUCAGAAAUAUUUGAGGGAGAUUCUAAAUACGGAGAUGUGUACAGAUUUAAAUCUUGGUCUAAAGAGGUGAUUAAACCCUUGUUUUAAAGUGAGGUAACAUCGGGGUAAUGAAACUGCUGAAUCUGAAGCACAGGUACAGAAGAGCACGAGCGCCUCGCUGGGCAAGCGUCUGGUGUCUGUGGAAGUUGGGGAGGGCAAAAGGCUGUGGAUGAUAGUGAAUCUUGUGACUUUGGGGACCUGGAGGAAGACAACCAGAGAUGAACCGAAGAAUCAUGAGGCUACAUCCCAGCUGCGUGCAAGCAAGUGCAGGAGAGGUGCAGGAAGGCGUAUGGGUAUGAUAAUGGCUGGACAAGCAAUAAUCCACAUCAAGUACUUAAACCAGUGAUGCUUUCUGACCUGCAGGGUGCAACAGGCAACCAACCAAAUUGUGAUGAACUGUGCUGACAUCGACAUUAUUACAGCUUCCUAUGCGCCAGAAGGAGACGAAGUCUGUUUUUCUGUUUCAGAGGUACAUGCCACAGGGUUCAACUAUCAAAAUGAGGAUGAAAAGGUUACUCUCUCCUUUCCCAGUACUCUUCAGAAAGGGACAGGGACGCUAAAGAUAGACUUUGUAGGGGAGCUGAAUGAUAAAAUGAAAGGUUUUUACCGAAGUAAAUAUACCACCCCUACUGGAGACACACGCUAUGCUGCUGUCACGCAGUUUGAGGCUACUGAUGCUCGCAGAGCUUUCCCUUGCUGGGAUGAGCCUGCUAUUAAGGCGACAUUUGAUAUUUCUUUGGUGGUUCCUAAAGACAGAGUAGCUUUGUCAAAUAUGAAUGUCAUUGACCGGAAGCCGUACCCAGAUGAUGAAAAUCUGGUGGAAGUGAAGUUUGCUCGCACCCCUGUAAUGUCGACGUAUCUUGUAGCAUUUGUGGUGGGAGAAUAUGACUUCGUAGAGGCCAGGUCCCUUGACGGCGUCUUAGUGCGUGUUUACACUCCUGUUGGCAAAGCGGAACAAGGAAAGUUUGCAUUAGAGGUUGCUGCUAAAACUCUGCCUUUUUAUAAGGACUACUUCAAUGUUCCUUACCCUCUUCCUAAAAUUGAUCUCAUAGCUAUUGCAGACUUUGCUGCUGGUGCCAUGGAGAACUGGGGCCUUGUUACUUAUAGGGAGACUGCAUUGCUCAUUGACCCCAAAAAUUCCUGUUCUUCAUCUCGCCAGUGGGUUGCUCUGGUUGUGGGACAUGAACUCGCUCAUCAGUGGUUUGGAAACCUUGUGACCAUGGAAUGGUGGACCCAUCUCUGGCUGAAUGAAGGAUUUGCCUCCUGGAUUGAGUACCUAUGCGUAGAUCACUGUUUCCCAGAGUACGAUAUCUGGACUCAGUUUGUUUCUGCUGAUUACACACGAGCUCAAGAGCUUGAUGCUUUAGACAACAGUCACCCUAUUGAAGUUAGUGUUGGCCAUCCAUCCGAAGUAGAUGAAAUAUUCGAUGCUAUUUCCUACAGCAAGGGAGCAUCUGUAAUCCGAAUGCUACAUGACUACAUUGGUGACGAGGACUUCCGGAAAGGAAUGAAUUUAUAUUUAACGAAGUUCCAGCAGAAGAAUGCCGCUACAGAGGACCUCUGGGAAAGCCUGGAAAAAGCUAGUGGUAAACCUAUUGCUGCUGUGAUGAACACAUGGACCAAACAGAUGGGAUUUCCGCUCAUUUAUGUGGAAGCUGAACAGCAAGAAGAUGACAAAGUGUUGAAGUUAGUCCAGAAGAAAUUCUGUGCCAGUGGACCAUAUACUGGGGAGGAUUUCCCCAUGUGGAUGGUCCCCAUAAGUAUUUGUACGAGUGACGACCCCACCUGUGCCAAAAUGCAAAUACUGAUGGACAAACCAGAGCUCACCUUGGUUUUGAAAGAUGUCAAACCAGACCAGUGGGUGAAGUUAAACCUUGGAACAGUAGGGUUUUACCGUACUCAGUAUAGCCUUGACAUGCUGGAGAGUUUAAUACCAGCGAUCAAAGACCUCUCCCUACCCCCUGUGGACAGGCUUGGCCUGCAGAAUGAUCUUUUCUCUCUGGCCCGAGCUGGAAUCAUUAGCACUGUAGAGGUUCUAAAAGUCAUGGAAGCUUUUGUGAAUGAGCCCAAUUAUACUGUGUGGAGCGACCUCAGCUGUAACCUGGGGAUCCUCUCAACUCUCUUGUCCCACACAGACUUCUAUGAGGAAAUCCAGGUGUUCGUGAAAGAUGUCUUUUCACCAAUAGGGGAGAGACUGGGAUGGGACCCCAAACCUGGAGAGGGUCAUCUAGAUGCCCUUCUGAGAGGUCUGGUCUUGGGCAAACUAGGAAAAGCUGGGCACAAGGCAACAUUAGAAGAAGCCCGACGCCGAUUUAAGGACCAUGUGGAAGGAAAACAUGUGCUGUCAGCUGAUCUGAGGAGUCCUGUAUAUGUAACUAUUUUGAAGCAUGGAGAUAGUACUACUUUAGACACUAUGCUGAAGCUUCACAAGCAAGCAGACAUGCAGGAGGAGAAGAACAGAAUUGAACGAGUUCUUGGAGCCAUCUCUCAACCAGAACUGAUUCAAAAAGUUCUCACCUUUGCACUUUCAGAAGAGGUACGUCCCCAGGACACGGUAUCUGUUAUCGGUGGAGUAGCUGGAGGCAGCAAGCAGGGAAGGAAAGCUGCUUGGAAAUUUGUAAGGGACAAUUGGGAGGAACUUUAUAAUCGAUACCAAGGUGGAUUCUUAAUAUCCAGACUAAUAAAGCUAACAGUGGAUGGAUUUGCAAAUGAUAAAAUGGCUGCAGAAGUUAAGGCCUUCUUUGAGAGCCACCCAGCUCCAUCGGCAGAACGCACUGUCCAGCAGUGCUGUGAAAAUAUUCUGCUGAAUGCAGCUUGGCUGAAGCGAGACGCCGAGAACAUCCACCAAUAUUUUCUGCAGCGCAAGGCCCCACCAGCCAUGGUGUGAAUCUGUGCAUGCCACUGCUGCAGUCCUGCUGCCGCCUCAUGGGGAGAGGGAGGAGCUACCCAACAGCUGAUUCAUAUGCCAAGAAUUUGGAGUCUUUUUCUCAAACCAAUGGGGAUUGGACAAUGAAUGUAGUUAACUGGUUCCUGCUCACACUCCAGAUUGAAAUUCUAUUAAAAUUAUCAGCAAUUCAGCAAAAAAAAAAAAAGAGAGAGAAAAAUCUGUAAAUAUGAUA